Messenger RNA from Choloepus didactylus (southern two-toed sloth), 3884 nucleotides. RefSeq names its product collagen type XIX alpha 1 chain (gene COL19A1). The record is from RefSeq and is a predicted model, not a curated record. Bases 119 to 3721 code for a protein of 1200 amino acids. NCBI's taxonomy places the organism in Eukaryota, Metazoa, Chordata, Mammalia, Pilosa, Megalonychidae. The transcript has 53 exons.
GUCCCAUCUUCUGCUUGGAGGAGAAAUCUGAGGAAGAACAAUGAUCUGAGCUCACAAGAAAAUUCAUCUUCCUGAUAGUGGAGGGAAUGAAAUAAAAGCAGUCCAACCACUCCACCCUAUGAAGAGGGUCUGUGGUCAUUUGUUCACAUGGUUUCGAGGUACAAUGAGGCACAUCAGCUCUUGGAAAGUUUGGCUUUGGGUGGCAGUGCUCCUGCUUCCUGCUUCCACUUCCAUGACCGUCAGGGACAAGUCAGAAAAACUAUGUCCUAUGCUAAGAACAGAAAGAUACCAGCUUACACAAGGCAGCAGAGACAAACUUGAAGUUUCCGGUUUUGAUCUAGGAGAAAGCUUUUCUCUGAGACGUGCAUUUUGUGAAGGUGAUAAAACCUGUUUCAAAUUGGGACAUGCACUUCUUAUUAGAGAUACUAUCAAGAUGUUUCCCAAAGGCCUUCCUGAGGAGUAUUCCGUAUCAGCCAUGUUUCGUGUAAGAAGAAGCACCAAACACGAACGGUGGUUUCUAUGGCAGGUUUUAAACCAGCAGAAUAUGCCGCAGGUUUCUAUAGUGGUCGAUGGUGGAAAGAAGGUGGUUGAAUUUAUGUUUCGUGCUGCUGAGGGAAAGGUGUUGAGUUACAUCUUUAAAAGCCGAGAACUACGCCCUUUGUUUGAUCGCCAGUGGCAUAAACUUGGCAUCAGUAUACAGUCUCACGUCAUUUCACUCUAUAUGGAUUGUAACUUAAUUGAGAGACGACAAACUGGUGAAAAGGAUGCUAUUGACUUCCAUGGAAGGACCGUCAUCACUGCACGAGCUUUGGAUGGCAAGCCUGUGGACAUUGAACUUCACCAACUUAAAAUCUACUGUAACUCAAACUUUGCAGCUCAAGAAACAUGUUGUGAAAUAUCAGAUACUAAGUGUCCAGAGCAGGCUGACUUUGAAAGUACUGCAUCAUCAUUGGUAACCCCUCAUGCCAGCAAAAUGUCUGCAUAUUUGCCAGCCAAGCAGGAACUUAAAGACCAGUACCAGUGCCAGUGCGCUCUGAACAAGGGGGAAGCAGGAUUGCCGGGAGCUCCAGGUUCACCUGGUCAGAAAGGGGAUAAAGGAGAGUCGGGACCAGCUGGCAUUAAAGGUGAAUACGGUGCUCCUGGGAUCCCUGGGGAAAAGGGUGAAAAUGGUUUAGAUGGUGCUCCAGGCUUACCUGGGCAAAAGGGAGAGCAAGGUUUUGAAGGCAGGAAAGGAGAAACUGGUGAAAAGGGUGAACAAGGAGAAAGAGGAGAUCCAGGUCUGGCUGGCAUUAAUGGACAAGAAGGUUUGAAAGGUGACUUGGGUCCUCCUGGUCCACCUGGCCCAAAAGGAGACAAGGGAGAUAUGGGACCUCCAGGACCACCAGCCUUAACUGGUUCCCUUGGGAUUCAAGGCCCCCAAGGCCCACCUGGAAAAGAGGGUCAGAGGGGAAGGCGAGGAAAACCAGGACCCCCAGGAAAACCAGGAGCCCCAGGACCACCUAUGAGAAAAGUUAUGCCAAACUGCUUCCAAGCAUCCGUCACUACAAGCUUGUGUUCUCUACGUUUAGUGGCACAUUGCAAAUGUUUCAUAUUAGAAGAGCUCUUUAGUCACAAGCUGCUCGGCCCUCCUGGAAUACAAGGCGUACAACAGACUCUUGAUGGAUAUUAUAACAAGGGUGAAAAUGGACAACCAGGAUUUCCAGGAUCUGUUGGACCUAAAGGACAAAAAGGAGAACCUGGGGAACCUUUUACAAAAGGUGAAAAGGGAGAUAGAGGAGAGCCAGGGAUAAAAGGAUCACAGGGAAUAAAGGGUGAACCUGGAGAUCCUGGUCCCCCUGGUUUAAUAGGAAGCCCAGGACUAAAGGGCCAGCAAGGACCUUCAGGCCCUAUGGGACCCAGAGGACCACCAGGAGAUGUUGGAUUGCCAGGAGAACAUGGUAUCCCAGGAAAACAAGGCAUUAAAGGAGAAAAGGGAGAUCCAGGUGGGAUUAUAGGUCCUCCUGGGCUUCCAGGUCCAAAAGGUGAAGCUGGUCCUCCAGGGAAGAGCCUGCUGGGGGAGCCAGGAUUAGAUGGAAAUCCUGGAGCACCUGGUCCACGUGGGCCAAAGGGUGAAAGAGGACUGCCAGGGGUCCAUGGUUCUCCAGGAGGAACAGGCCCACCAGGGGUAGGAAUUCCUGGCCAAACAGGCUCCCAAGGACCAGCUGGAGAGCCAGGUUCUCAGGGUCCUCGAGGUCUCCCUGGGUUGCCAGGAACUCCAGGAACCCCGGGGAGUAAUGGAGCUCCAGGAAGGGAUGGGAAGCCAGGCCUGCCAGGCCCCCCAGGUGACCCGAUUGCACUUCCUCUCUUGGGAGACAUCGGUGUCUUGCUCAAGAACUUCUGUGGCAACUGUCAAGCCAAUGUCCCUGGACUAAAAAGGAGCAAAGGAGAGGAAGAAGGUGUGGGUGAGCCUGGGAAGUAUGACUCUAUAGCCCAGAAGGGUGAUACAGGGCCACGGGGUCCCCCAGGAAUCCCAGGCAGAGAGGGACCAAAGGGAAGCAAAGGAGAACGGGGCUACCCUGGGAUACCUGGGGAGAAAGGCAAUGAGGGUCUUCAAGGAAUUCCAGGCCUUUCAGGCGCUCCAGGCCCCGCUGGCCCCCCUGGCUUAUUGGGAAGAACUGGACAUCCUGGGCCUGCAGGAGCAAAGGGUGACCAGGGCAGUGAGGGACCCCCUGGGAAGCCUGGACCACCUGGACCACCUGGUAUACCAUUCAAUGAAGGAAAUGGGAUGAGCAGUUUAUAUAAAAUCCAGGGAGGUGUGAAUGUUCCCAGUUACCCAGGGCCACCUGGGCCUCCUGGCCCCAAAGGUGAUCCUGGCCCAGCGGGAGAACCUGGUCCAAUGGGGUUGCCAGGACUAGAAGGGUUUCCAGGUAUAAAGGGAGAUCGAGGUCCAGCAGGUCCCCAGGGAAUAACCGGGAUAUCGGGAAAGCCUGGUGCUCCAGGGCCUCCAGGAGUUCCAGGGGAACCAGGUGAAAGAGGACCUAUUGGAGAUAUAGGUUUCCCUGGACCAGAAGGGCCCUCAGGAAAGCCAGGAAUAAAUGGAAAAAAUGGAUUACCAGGUGCUCAGGGCAUCAUGGGUAAGGCUGGAGAUAGAGGCCCCAAAGGAGAACGUGGUGAUCAGGGAAUUCCUGGAGACAGAGGCCCACAAGGUGAACAGGGAAAACCAGGCCUUGCAGGCAUGAAGGGGGCUAUAGGUCCUAUGGGACCACCAGGAACCAAGGGCUCCAUGGGAUCUCCCGGCCACCAAGGCCCUCCAGGCUCACCAGGAGUCCCUGGCAUUCCGGCUGAUGCCAUUUCAUUUGAAGAAAUAAAGAAGUAUAUUAAUCAAGAGGUCCUACGGAUUUUUGAAGAGAGGAUGGCUGUAUUUCUAUCCCAACUCAAGCUGCCAGCAGCAAUGUUGUCAGCUCAAGCUCAUGGGAGGCCUGGUCCCCCAGGAAAGGAUGGGUUACCUGGACCUCCAGGAGACCCUGGACCACAAGGCUAUCGAGGACAGAAGGGAGAAAGAGGUGAACCUGGUAUUGGGCUGCCAGGGAGCCCGGGUCUUCCUGGGACUUCAGCCUUGGGUUUGCCAGGCUCACCAGGUUCCCCAGGUCCUCAGGGCCCCCCAGGCCCUAAUGGAAGAUGUAACCCAGAAGAUUGCCUCUAUCCUGUGUCUCAUGCCCGUCAGCGGACAAGUGGAAAAUGAGCAACACACCUGAGGAAGAUUGGUUCCUGGUGAUUGCUCCUUGCCAUUGGAGCUAUCUUAUUACCAUCAAAUCCUCAUUAUAUGUGGGCCUUUUUAUUUUUUGAUGUAGACCAGACAUUAAAAGCAACAAUUUGAAUGCUAUUACAAUGGUAAUUGCACUGUC